Cordyceps fumosorosea ARSEF 2679 is the source of this 2124-nucleotide messenger RNA. RefSeq names its product integral membrane protein. The transcript is spliced from 2 exons. The coding region runs from base 1 to 2124 and encodes 707 amino acids. Lineage: Eukaryota; Fungi; Ascomycota; Sordariomycetes; Hypocreales; Cordycipitaceae. The record is from RefSeq and is a predicted model, not a curated record.
AUGGACAACCCCAACGGCCGUCCUCCCUUGGCGGCGGCCAUAGAGCCACAGCAGCAACUACAACAACGGAUGGCUCGCAACAGUCUCGGUCCUGCCACGCCCAGCGCCACCGCCGACCUGACCGGCGACUACUUUGACGCCGCCGCCAACAACCUACGUACGCAGCCCUCGCGACAGUCCGUCCGAUCGGCCUCGCACCUGUCCGGCUUCGGCGGGCCUCCUGACCUCUCCCGCCCGGCCAGCCGCAACUCGAGCCGCCGACCGAGCAUUCGCAUCCGGCGCCUGUCCAACGCAUCCCUGAAUCCGCUCGAUGCCGAUCCCGUCGUCGCCUCCUCCUCGUCCGACGCGGCGGCGGCGACGGGGUCUGCGCGUCGGAGCCGCCCUCGCAGCGUAUCCCAGCCCACGCUGGACGCGGCGGCGCGGGACGGUGGCGGCGAAACCGCGAGGCACUCGCGCCGCGUGCCCCAGGCUGCGCUGCCGCGACUCACGGAGGAGGGCACGCGCCCGACGAUGCAGGAACUCGGCAUCACAGGCACUCACCUGUCCCCGACGACCUCACUCCCCGGAACCGUCGCUGGUCAGCGACGCGCGUCUCUCGAUGUCGACUCCAGCACGUCUCAGCAGAAUCGCCGCAGACGCUUCAGCAGGAUGUUCUGGCCAGGCGGCAACAGCGGCUCCCAGCGUCGCUCCCAAGACACUACAUCCCGAGGAUCGAUUUACCAAGAUGAUGAGUAUGACGAGCAUCUCGUAGAUCUGCUAGAUACCAUUGAUCCCGAAAUUCAAACCCUUUCGACCCUCACAAACAUUCAAAACUCCCUCUUCGUCCCCGAUCUUGGUGGGCUCAUCAACAGACGCCCUACUUAUACCCUCACGCAGCACGAUGCCGAGCGGGUUGGAUCUCGACCCGGCACGUCGGAGCCGCGAACGUCGGGAACGCAGCAGUACGAGCCAGGCGCAGCGGGCACCGCGCCCGACGAGACGAUCGAAGAGGUGCCGACCGAGGAGGAGGCGGAGGCGGAGGCCUCGGCACCAGCCAUGCGAAGAACCAACACCAUCACCUCGCGGCUGAGCGACUCCCACUACGCCGCGCUGCCCCACGGCGUAUCGCUGGCCAACUGGACGGCUGCGGAGAAGUGGGAGCUCGACGACCACGUCCGCCACAUGCUGCACUCUCGACGGUCCAAGUUCAAGCGCAUGAUGAAGGGCUUCGGACAAUACGUGAGCCGACCUCUUGGUUUUCUGGUCACCUUCUACGCCGUUUGCAUCACCGCGUUUGGUCUCGCCUGGGUCUUGUUCUUGAUCGGCUGGAUCUACGUCGGCGACAAGCAGGAAUACACGCUUCACAUCAUCGACAGUGUUUUGGUCGCGCUCUUCUUGGUCGUCGGGGGUGGCAUGGCCCCCUUCCGUGCCAUUGACACUUACCACCUUGGGUUCGUCGUGCACUACUCGCGCAAGAUGAAAAAGGCCAAGCUGAAGAGGGGAGAUGUCGAAGCGCCAGACCAUGGUGAGUCGUCGGAUGGAUCUGCAGCGCCAGUAACGGCCACCAACGGCAAAGAGCCGUCACUUCCUGACCCGACUGACCACCGCGCGCAAGAGCCGAUGCCUAUCGUCCGCACUACCAGCGAGCUACCAAACCACCAAGAUGUCAAUGCCGAGGAUGGGGAAGAGGAAGAGGAGGACGAAGACUUGUACCCGCUCACGCCCAAGCAGCAGAGGCGCUUCCUGCACCACCGCGCAAAGCUCGUCAAGUCUCACAGCUUCUACAAGCCGCACGAGACCUUUACGCACUACAAGUUCCCGCUGCGGCUGCUCAUCACCGUCGUCAUCCUGCUCGACCUGCACUCGUGCCUGCAGAUCUCGCUCAGCUCGACGACGUGGGGCAUCGACUACCACCACCGGCACCCGGCCAUCACAACGACGAUCCUGUGCGUCAGCAUCACGACCAACAUCGUGGCCGGCCUGGUCAUCAUGCGGGGCGACCGCAAGACGCGCAAGAAGGACGUGGUCCGCCUGAUCGACCGCCAGGAGCUGACGGGCGAUGCGAUCAAGAAGCUGGAGGAGAAGAAGAGGAAGCGGCAGGAGAAGCAGGAGGAGGAGGACACGCCGCGGAUACUCAGUAACUGA